Myzus persicae (green peach aphid) is the source of this 3400-nucleotide messenger RNA. Its product is annotated as zinc finger protein 585A-like. The record is from RefSeq and is a predicted model, not a curated record. Bases 256 to 1728 code for a protein of 490 amino acids. NCBI's taxonomy places the organism in Eukaryota, Metazoa, Arthropoda, Insecta, Hemiptera, Aphididae. The transcript has 3 exons.
UAUUAUUAUAUUAGAUAUUGCAAUUUAAAUAUAUUUUCAUAAUAUUUGUAUACUAUGAUAAGUGAUAUCACUAUAUUUCAGAAUUUAACAAUAUUUUUUUUGAUUUGACAAUAAAUGAUAAAAUUGUUCGUAAAAACAUAUUAGACAUACGACAUACCUAAUAAAUCUACUGCAGGUAUUCGUUUUUAACUUUGCUUAUAUUAAUGAUAAUUGUAGCUACUUAGAAUCCCAAAUUGUCACUGGUGCGCCAUAACAAUGCCUGAGAAUUACGGCUGUGAUCAUUGUGAAAAAACAUUCACGAAUCGUCGACACUAUGAUCUACACGUUGACGGUCAUCUGCGCAACAUUUGUCGUGUAUGUGGAUCAUCAUGCAACAGCCGCAAGAUGUUGGUCGCCCACAUGUCAACAGUCCAUGGAUCCAAAUUGGAACCAAUUGUGUUGAAUUGUAAGUACUGUAUGAAAACGUUUGUUCAAAAACGUUCGUUGCACCUGCAUUACAAGACCGUGCAUAAAAACACGGGUACUAUAUGUCUCGAUUGCGGACAGCCGUUUGACAGCAAACAAGAACUUGCUGAUCAUGUAAAAACAAUUAAGCACGGUGAUGGUUUCAUAUGCCACAAGUGUGGGGAAGUGUUCACACGAAAUCAACAAUACAAAUUACAUUUACAAAGGCACGAUGCAUACUGUUGUUUCAAUUGCAAUGCACAAUUUGCAAAUUCUAAAAAGUUGAACAAACAUUUAAAGUUAUGCGUUUCAAUACCAUCAAGUGACAACUAUUCGAAAAAUAAACAAUUAACUACAGGUGUUGUAUAUGAAUGCAUUGAGUGUAAAAAGUCAUUUGAGAAGAAAAAAUAUUAUAAGCGCCAUAUGAAAACUGUAGUUCACUCUGGUAAUAAAAUCGAUAAUCCAUUUUAUUGUGCUCAUUGUCCAAAGAUAUUUUAUUAUAAAUUUAAUUUAUCAUCACACAUGAAACAAGUACAUUUUAAACAACACAAUAAUUAUAUUUGUAACUUGUGUGGACGGAGUUUUCAGUAUGGAAACAAUUAUAAAAGGCACAAAGAUUCUCACAUGCAAGUUAGAAACUAUGUUUGUGAACAUUGUGGUGCAUGUUUUUAUCGCAAACACGCCUUGCAAGAUCACCAAAUUGCUAUACAUAAUGAAGAAAAGAAUUUUGUUUGCAAUGUAUGUGGUGAUAAUUUUAAAUUAAAGUCAAUAUUAAUAAGGCACAUGGAAAAUCAUUCUGAAACCAAAAAAUAUGUGUGCCAUUGUAAACGUAUAUUUAAAUUUGCAUCCAAUUUACGACGUCACCAAGUCAACAUUCACAAUCAAGUGUAUACUAAAUCUAUAAAAGUAAAACGCUUUGUGGAAGAUAAUAGCCGUUCGUCUCCAUUGGAGGUCAUGAAUGAAGAAAAAGAAAUACAAAGAUUAAAACAAAAAAAUAUCAACCAUCUUCGAUUAGAAGACACUGUUUCAUAUUCAUUGAUGGCGUAUUCUGAUAACUUAGAUUUAAGUAGUGUUGAUAUAGCAGAAAGUGUACUUCAAGUAGCUUCAGCAUCAAAUUACAAGAUAGAAUGUGAAGAAAAUUCAUGUUUUCCUGGAAUUCAUCCUCCUAUUGAAACAUCUCUAGUGUGCAGCUUAAAUGAUGGUGUAGAUUUAUCUCCUAAUUCUUCACAGCAAUAUUUAUCUGAUUAUGUUGUUCCACAUCAGUUUCCAUUUCUGAAUAUCUGAAGUAUUUCAAUGUUACAAAAUUGUAUUUAGGGAUGUUUAUUAAUGAUAAAAACAAAUUUUUUUAUGACACAAAAAAACUAUUGGACAAAAUAUUACGAAUAUUAGGGUGUUAAACUCAGAUUUACUUUCUACUUUCUAGUCUACUUGACUUCUUGUGCAUUUUUGGUUCAAUAUGAAAAAUAUUUUUAUUUGGGCAUUAUCAAAAUUAAAUAAAACAGAGAUUUUUUGUUGAACGAACUAGGUCUGGGGUAGCAAACCUUUUCCUGGUCAAUGCCCACAUUUCCAUUCAAAGUUUGAUACAAAAAUUAAACAUACCAAUAAUAUGUUCAUAACUAUUUAUAAACAAUUUUUAAUAUUAGCAUGUAUUUUGUUAGUUUCUAAUAGUUUAAUGAAACACUGAAUUAUUUAGAAUUCCUAUGUUUUGAUUGAAAGUGGCUAUUUCAGGGACCAAUGAAUACCUACCACUUUUCACGUCCUAUGCUGUGAUUAGUCCAAAUAUUGAUAAUGAUAAACAUAUACUUGAUUACUGCCUUAAUUCAAUUUUAAAACAAAUUAUUAUUUAUUACAUAUAUAUCUUAGAUGUGUAGCCAUUAGCCACUUCCAUUUUGAUUUGAUCGCAUUCUAGAACGUUCAAAAUUGUUUGUUAACUUAAUUAUUAAGUACAUUUGAAUGUGCCACUUUCUUCAAAAUAUAAAAUAUUAUGUUGUAGGUAGGUAAUUGGUUAAUCAAUAAAUUGUUUAGAACAAUUUUUUUUCUUUUAAAUUCAAAAGUGAAUGAUAAAAAAAAUAACUUGGCUUGCCAUUAAAAUUGGCCAACAAACAAAAUGUAUAUAUUAUAUACUUACAUGGUCGUUAUGGCUUUAAUUCAUACAUUAGAUAUUGGAUAAUAAAUGAAAGAUAUAUAUUCAUAAGGUAUCUGGUUGGUGUUGAACAGUCUUCUAGGAAGAUGUCUUGUAGCUUAAGGUUUUUGCCUAAAAUUGUAUGUUAUUUCAUUAAAUGUUGAAAUGGAAAGUGUCUUCAGUUUUCUCUUGAUUAUUGUGAAAGUUUUUGAGUAUAAAGUUAAGCAUAUAAUGGAAUACAAAUAUUAGCGAGCAAAAAUUUUUUUACAUUUGAAGAAUUUACAAAAUGUAGUGGUUAAUUAUUUUGUUGCUCCAGAAUGACUAGUGAUGUCCAUAUUUCCUUCUUUCUUCAACUUUUAAGAUUAAUUAUAAAAUUCACAAUAAGACUUCAUAAAAAACAAACAUAAUUCUGGUUUUCAUACAUCAUCAAAACCCUUAAAUAUUUUGUAGUACUUAUUGUUCUGCUAAGAAAUUUCAGAAAUAAAGGCUAUUAAAAAAAAAAAUAGCAAAAGAAAAGUAAUUUUUUUAAAACCAACUAUGAUUUGUUUAGAAUCUAAAAUUCUAUAAGAAUAAAAUAUAUUUUUUUUGGAAAUAUAAAAUGGCAUAUAGUAAACUAUAAUAAUAUAAGUAUAGGCACAAAUAAAGACUUCAAAUAUCGUUUAACACCCUAUAAAAUGAGACAUAUUAUUGUAUUGGAUUAGUGAAUUGGGUUAGAUUUUAAAAUAAAAUGUUAGUAAACUGAUAAACAAGGUUCUUUUAACACAAAUGUAUAUUUUAAUGUAUUAUUUUGUUUCAUAUAAAAAGAACUUUAUUUUAUAAAAAUCUAUAUUUUUU